GGACAAUGAAAGUUUGGCAUAAAAGGUCUCCUCCUCUCAGGGGGAAGGGUGCAGCUCUGCACUGUCCCACACUCCCCCCAGCGUCCCACAGUGGGAUGCAUCACUGUGUCAACUUGUCUGCUCGUUACAUUGUCAUGUGAGUGUAGCCUCGCUCCUGUUUCUGGGUCUUGGCACAGCAACACUUGCGCCUUGUUGUGCGCGUCCCCCUCCGCUCCGUGCCGCACUGGUUCCGUCUGGCCUGCCCUCAGCUGCUGCUGCUGCUGCGUGUCCUGGGAUGACCUGUUGAUGUCGGUAGAAUGGAGAAUGGCAGGGGGAGCGAUUUCCCCCAUCACCAACACAUUUAAAUCUGCAACAUUUUGGGCUUGACAGCCGGCGACGCAGCACCGCUUCCCCCGUCCGCUCCGCCAACCCUUUGGUGGUGUGCGUCGGCGCACCAUGGCCCAGACCCUCCAGAUGGCGAUCCCAAACUUUGGCAACAAUGUCUUAGAGUGUCUGAACGAGCAGCGGCUCCAGGGCCUCUACUGCGAUGUCUCCGUGGUGGUUAAGGGCCAUGCCUUCAAGGCCCAUCGAGCUGUGCUGGCUGCUAGCAGUUCUUAUUUCCGGGACCUUUUCAGCAACAGCAAUAGUGGAGGUGGUAGCAGCAACGAGACGAGCCCCACCGUAGUGGAGCUCCCGUCGGCCGUGCAGCCCCAGAGCUUCCAGCAGAUUUUGUCUUUCUGCUACACGGGCCGCCUCAGCAUGACGGUGGGCGAUCAGUUUCUUCUCAUGUAUACUGCCGGCUUCCUGCAGAUCCAACAGAUCAUGGAGAAGGGCACGGAGUUCUUCCUCAAGGUCUCCUCUCCCAGCUGCGACUCACAGGGCCUUAACGCCGAGGAGGCCCCGCCUUCGGAGCCCCAGAGCCCCGUAACGCAAACCAGUAACAGUGGAGGCCGACCUGCCUCAUGCCUGACGCCGCUCCCUCUGGUUUCACGGGUGAAGACAGAGCAGCCUUCCAGCCAGCCGGAAGCAGCCACUCCUUACUCAGUGGUCUGCACUCCUGUAGCCAAGCGUCUGUGGGAGGGUGGCAGCAGCCGAGAUGGAAGCGGGUCAGGCUCAGGGGGAGGAGGCGGGGCCAGGAAGGCAGCCCGUUAUUCCCAGGAGGCAGUGCGGGGCAGUGCCAUUCAGAGCCCUGGAGCGCUCGGACUGGCCAUGGGUAUGGGUGCCAACGCAACCAGCCUGGCGGGCAUGGUGGCCAGUGGCGGGCUGAGUGGCACCAACGGGAGCUCUGCCGCAGGGCUCGGCACGUCAGAGGGCGCCAGCCCCGGCACCCUGAGCACCUACGCCAGUGACUCACCGAUCAGCUACCAUGACGAUGAAGAAGAGGAGGAGGGGACGGAUGAAUGUGCUGAAGAGCAGUACAGGCAAAUCUGCAACAUGUAUACCAUGUACAGCAUGCUCAACAUGGGAGCCGCAGCAGCUGGUGAGCGUGUUGAGGCUCUACCAGACCACACAGAGACACGGGGUCGCAUGCGAGGCAGAGACCUCACAUGUCUCCCUGCAGAACUCAUCGCUCAGAUAGGCAACCGCUGUCAUCCCAAACUGUACGAGGAAGGAGACCCUGCUGAGAAACUAGAGUUAGUCUCAGGUACUUCUGUGUUUAUAUCGCGAGCCCAGCUAAUGAACUGUCAUGUGAGCGCGGGGACCAGACACAAGGUGCUGCUCAGGAGGCUGCUGGCUGCCUUCUUUGACAGGAAUACUCUGGCCAACAGCUGUGGAACAGGAAUCCGCUCGUCCACCAAUGACCCGAGCCGCAAGCCCCUGGACAACAGAGUUCUGCAUGCGGUCAAAUUUUACUGCCAGAACUUUGCCACCACCUUCAAAGAGAGCGAGAUGAACGCCAUCGCAGCCGACAUGUGCACCAACGCCAGACGCGUGGUCCGUAAGAGCUGGAUCCCCAAGCUGAAGCUGCUGAUGGCUGAGAGCGACGCCUACACUGCUUUCCUUCCUGACGGCGUCAAGAUUGAGGACGACACCCUGGGGGCGGAUCCAGCCUUUGACCCCGCCUCUCUGGAGGCCGCCGGCGGUGUUGGCAUGGAGUCAGGUGGCUCUUCAGGUGAAUCGCUACCAGGUGUGGGCGGUGACGGAGGACCGUUAUUUUGAACAUUGUGGCCGGGGAAGUUUGAAAUUUGGUGACACACACACACACACACACACACACACACACACACACACACACACACACACACACACACACACACACACACACACACACACACACACACACACACCAGUAUUCUCCAGUUCUGCUUGCCUCUACACUCUUUGGCCCACGCUGAUCUCUCACAUCUGACUAUCUAUACUACACUGCUAGGGUCAACAGUUGUUGUCACCCUGAUGUAACCAGGACAUGAAAACUUUAAUUUUUUGCUUUAUGACUGUACAAUGGAGCUAGUUGAGUAAAGGGAGAGAGUGAGAGGGAUUUUCUCCUAACUGCCCUCUGCCUCCCCUUGUCUUUUUAAUGUGUGUAAGUGUAUCCACUGUUGCAUAUUAAAUACAUUCCCUUAAAUGCAGGUGAUGGGGUGAGUUGCUAGUGUAGCCUGAGGAGGAAGGUGUGGCUUGAUAGACGGGCUAGGAGUUGAGGUGGGGAGUAUUCUGAAUUUAAGUGUCAGUGGCAUUUUUCUCUAUGCAACCCUAACAUCUCGUAGUCCAGCCUAGAAAAAGAACUCAAUUUAAAAUGGAUAUGGUCGUAAACAUUAACACUACCUGUUCUUCCUCCCCUAACAUCACCACCCUGCAAGUAUUCUUCACCACAUCGUCUUUCUCGAGACCAGAGAUUUGCACCUGAGUGUUUCACUGUGCAGUGUCUUAUAGAAAUUUAUCUCAUCUUUCUCUUUUUUCUAAAUUUUUAGCAUGUUUCUCCGUCUAUGAACUGAAAAAGUGAUCCAGAGAGAAGGGUAAAGCUUUUUACUGAGAUGAUUGUAAAGAAAAUUUAAAGGGCAACAGGUUAUCAAAGAUGGUCAUAUUUUUAGAAGAAAAACUAUAUUUAUACAAGUGUCCAUGCCUAGAACGGUGUGAGCAAAGAGAGUGAAAGGGAUUGUUUUAAAAUCUCGAUCUUCAUGUUUUAUUGAAAGAGGUCUUGUCAAAUAAGGAAAAGUGCUAUUUUUGCAUAAAAAGGAGUUUAAUAAAGCAGUCUUAUCACAAGACCCACAGCCAUUUAUUUUUAUCUUAAUUUGAAAGUGCAGAGUGAUGGAAUGAGCAGUUGAACUGCUAAAUUUGAAGCAUUUCAUCUUCUGUUCACUAGCACAGAAGGAAUAAAAAGACUGAUUCAGCUGGCUUGACUGUUGACUAUGAGAACCAUUUCUUGUUAGGUUGUGAACCUGCAAUGUUUGCCUCCUACGAUAAAACAUUGGCCCACGAUUUCAAAGAUUACUGGUAGAAAUAUAAAGGAUUUAUUGAUCUGACAACUUGAAUAGUUUAUUCUUUGUACUGAAAUUAUUGAAUAAAUACAAUCUGCUGACAUGCAAAAGUCACAGGAAAUAAUUAUAUUUGAAUAUAUUUAAAUGUGCCUGGUGGGUGCAGUGAUGUCACGAGGAGGCAAUGUUGCUUGAAGCAAAUAGAUGUUAUGGUACUAUCCAUGUGUGUCGAAGCAGUUGUUUGGUAAAGAAGGAGAGCCUUUCUGUGCGGCUGUGUCUCUUUAGUAUGUAGUUUAUUCAUGUAUCUAAAAAGGAAAUUCAAAAUGGCUUACAGUUUUAUUUUAAGAGUUUGACAUGAUUUCGCACCUUCUGUGGGAUUGGAGGUUCCUGCACCUUAAUGAGAAGAACCACUGGUUCACGCACCUUUUGAGAAAUGUUGUGUAGCAAUUGAACCCCUGUAGGUGAAUUUGUCUUCUUUCUUUUUUUUUUCAUGUCUGCAUGUGUUUCUUGUUUAGAAGUGGCACAAAUUCCUACUGUAAAUAAUCAAGAUGACUGUUGCGUUAAAUCCCAAGUGUUCUUCCUUUCUGUUGCUGGAUACAUAUGAUUAUGAAAUGUCAACAACGGACCUAUUUUUAUGUGAAAGUUAGUGUUCGCUGGAAGCUUCUUGAAUGACCUGUAAGAGUUUAGCAGAAGGGAUUCAUCAUUCCUGGUGCAGAUGGAUUGAAGGGGAAAUGGUCUGGGUGUGAUUUAGGAACGUGGAAUGCUCUCACAGACGACUGAUUACCUUCUGCUUCUGGAGGGGCAUUUCUAACGAGGUUCGAUUUUCUGAAGACAGGUACAGGGUGAAAUCCGAGAAGAAAUUGAUGUGUCUUAUUUGGGGCAGUUGAGUCAAUCUUAUUGAAGAAAUAACGUGACAGAUGAAGCUCAGCCUAUUUUCAUUAUUGAUUCAAAUCAUGAUGAGUUUACUGAACUGGUUUGACCUGAUGAUAUAUGGACAGAACAAAAAUGCAGUACCUUGUAAGUAUUCUCUAAAGGGUAAUGACAACAAAACCUCAGCACGCUCUACAUUUGACUGUUGCUGCCACAUGAGCACCCCUCCCCCACAUACCUCCCCCGCAUACCUCCCCAGUGUCUGUGAAGACUGCUGUGCUUCCUGUCCUUCAUGCAGCUGGUGUCAUGUUUCACUUCCACAAGUUUAUUCAUCUGUGUCAGAGAGAGGCAAAGCAGUGGUUUUAGGUGGUUCAAUACAAAUUCAUAGUAUGCACAUUUAAUUGGCUCAGUGACUUUUAACUUGGCCAAGUUUACAGUUGAGAUCAGAUUAAACGUUGUUGUUCUCGCCCAAUAUUUUCAUAAAUUACGCCUUAAGUUAGUGCAUCAAAAUGAAUCCAGUAUAAGACAUUCAGAUGAAUUAAAUUCUAUCUUCUUCAUAUCUUGUUUAGCAUGAUGGCUACUAAAUCUGGCAAUGUUCCUGCCUAAAAAUACCAGGUAUGACAAUAGUCAAAUCACUGUUCAAAAGUCUGGAUUUAGUUCCAUUAUUACAGGGCAGUUAUUGAUUGUGUCCUUUACAGAGGUAUUAGGGAAAUCAGAGUACAAUACCAUUGAUACCCUUCAGAAAAUGUAAACAAUAAAGAAGCUUUUAAAGCGAGGAGCAACUUAGCUUCUUACGGUGACCUACUGAAUGAAAUGACACUGACUGAAAUAUCAUCAGUGAAUCAGAGUUCAUUUUAAUGCCAUGUUAGUCUGCUGUCAAAACACAGCCGCCCGGCCCAAAUAUAUAAUGUCCUUAGCAUUGACCCCAGUUAUAAUAUUGAGCCUAUAGUAGAAUAACUAUGGUUAUGGUACCUCUCAAUGUUAUGUUCUCUGUUGUCCAAAAGUAACCUCACUCACAACCUUUUUGCAAACUGCUUCAUCUGCAAUAAGUCUGUGAUCAGCUUGUGUUAUGCUUUGUGUGCGUUUGAGAAUAGAAUGACGUCAUGCUUCUUUUUUUUUCAGUACGUUUUAAACACAUUGCAAAUUCUGUACCUUCAACAUAUGUGUUUACAAAACAUGUAGACCUACACACUUGAAUAGAUAAGGUGUGGCACGGCAUGGGGAACCUUUUGUCACUAAACAGUACAUAUAUAAAUAUGAUUAUACACAUGUAUAGAUAAAUACUGUAUAUUAUAUAUAGACGCACACAUAGAGGUCAGAUUGUUUGUUGUGCACUCGCAGCAUGAGGUAUAUAUUUACCCAGAAACGACGCUUCUUCACAACCUGUGCAGUAAUUGGUCUGCCCAUGUCUUCGCCCCUGCUCCUUGCCCUCUGUAACCCUGUAGCGACAGUGGACAUCCUGUACUGCUCAUCCUAUUUCUAUCUGUGUUCCAAGUGCCAAUAACUUUGUGAAAGCCCUGUAACUGUGACCCAACAUUAUCAAAGGUAAUUGCACAUUAACAACUGUAAAAUAAAUAAAUACAAAUCAUAGAGAAAAUGUCAAAAAUGGAUUAAAUAAUGAAUAUCUUAAUAAAAGAUU
Anoplopoma fimbria (sablefish) is the source of this 5901-nucleotide messenger RNA. RefSeq names its product nucleus accumbens-associated protein 1 (gene nacc1a). Bases 436 to 2139 code for a protein of 567 amino acids. The transcript is spliced from 8 exons. Gene Ontology annotation, biological process: regulation of transcription by RNA polymerase II. Lineage: Eukaryota; Metazoa; Chordata; Actinopteri; Perciformes; Anoplopomatidae. Gene Ontology annotation, molecular function: RNA polymerase II cis-regulatory region sequence-specific DNA binding; DNA-binding transcription factor activity, RNA polymerase II-specific; protein binding. The record is from RefSeq and is a predicted model, not a curated record.